Pyrus x bretschneideri (Chinese white pear) is the source of this 718-nucleotide messenger RNA. RefSeq names its product EG45-like domain containing protein. The record is from RefSeq and is a predicted model, not a curated record. Lineage: Eukaryota; Viridiplantae; Streptophyta; Magnoliopsida; Rosales; Rosaceae. The transcript is spliced from 2 exons. The coding region runs from base 2 to 535 and encodes 177 amino acids.
AAUGAAGGAAUUAAUGAACAAGAAACGAACGUGGCGAAGAGAUAGUCACAAUAUGCUCAUAUUUGUCACAAUAUCAUUCAUAGCUUCCAAAACCCUCAAAAUCAAAGGACCCAUUAAAACGAUGGCCGCUCCUUCGACCACAUCUUCCAAAACCCUCAUGUUAAUGGUUUUAAGCUUUUUUUGCACAGAAUUAAGGCUAGUUUCUGGCGAUCUCGGCACAGCAACUGCAUACGGUCCUCCUUAUAUGCCAACAAAAUGCUUUGGGAGUAGGCCAGACCAGUUCCCUCCGAUGUACCUUUUUGUGGCGGUGAGUGAAGGGUUGUGGGACGGUGGUUCUGCGUGUGGAAGGCUCUAUAAAAUUAGGUGCCUGAGUGGACCCAAUAUGCCCUGCAAAGGUGGUGCUACUGUGGAGGUGAAGGUGGUGGACCAUUGCCGUCAAUCUCCUUGCCCUUCUACCAUAGCCAUGUCAACCGAUGCUUUUGCAGCCAUCUCACACUCGCCUUCUACCCAAAUCAACAUCGAAUUCAUCCAGUAAAUAUCUACCUAAAUUUUCCACUCCCAUAUACUUCUACUGUUGCUUUCCUUAUAUCUAUAUACGUAUAAAUAUAUGUGUACACACACACACACACACUAAAUUUGUCACAUCCCGACCCGGGACGGAUCACUUCCCGGGCCCGCUCCACCACCGUAGCACGAUAUUGUCCGCUUUGGGCUUACC